Molecule: messenger RNA, 2156 nt
Organism: Esox lucius (northern pike)
Lineage: Eukaryota; Metazoa; Chordata; Actinopteri; Esociformes; Esocidae
Gene: eaf1
Product: ELL associated factor 1
Exons: 6
Coding region: 125-922 (265 amino acids)
Biological process (GO): regulation of transcription elongation by RNA polymerase II; positive regulation of DNA-templated transcription
Cellular component (GO): super elongation complex
Molecular function (GO): transcription elongation factor activity
Source: RefSeq, a predicted model, not a curated record
UUCUAAACAGAUUAGCCAGUUAAAUGUAUAGCUAGCUACUUAAUACAAUCUCCUACGUUAUUAUAAUUAUAUUUUUAUUACGGACCUUGUAAAUUAAUGUGAAUUUUAAACGUCAAACAGAGCAAUGAAUGGGAGUACAAACCCGCUUUUGGACAAAGAAGAACAUGUUUUAAAGCUCGGAGACAGCUUUGAAAAGAGGCCAAAAUCGUCAUUUCACACCAUCAGAUAUGAUUUUAAACCCGCUUCCAUUGACACAACCUGCGAGGGAGAGUUGCAGGUCGGAAAAGGGGAGGAAGUCACAAUCACAUUACCUCACAUUCCAGGCUCAACGCCACCCAUGACAGUAUUCAAAGGGAAUAAGCGGCCAUAUCAGAAAGACUGUGUUCUUAUCAUCAAUCACGACACUGGGGAGUACAUGUUGGAGAAGCUGAGCAGCAGUAUUCAGGUCAAGAAAACCAGAGCAGAGGGCAGUAGUAAGAUCCAGGCCAGGAUUGAGCAGCAGUCGGUGCGCGCAGCUGCAACCCAGCCUCCCGCACAAUUCCGUGCCCCAACCAAGCCAGGUGUGGGGACCAAGACCUCCCCCUCCAAGGACAAUCCAUCUCCUGAGCCCCAGCUGGAUGACAUCAAGAGAGAGCUCCGAGCCGAGGUGGAGGUCAUUGAACAGAUGAGCAGCAGCAGCGGCAGCAGCUCGUCUGACUCCGUCAGUGGCUCUGGCAGUGGGGAUGACAGCUCCAGCAUUGAUGGGGAACACGAAGCCCCUCAUCCCCACCCGCUCCCUCUACCCAACAUCCAGGCCUCGCCCAACCGCAACGCCGCGGCCAACGGAGGAGCUGACCGCCAGCAGGGCAGCAACCAGCUGAUAAACACGCUUAGGAAUGACCUCCAGCUGAGCGAGUCGGGCAGCGACAGUGACGACGACUGAACUGUCCUGCUAUUCUCUGUCCACCUCUCUACCUCUCAUUGCCACACCAUCUCGCUUUUCUCUUCGCCUCGUUCCUUCAUUUCGUUGCUGCGGCAACCAACCCAACUAUAAUGCCUGAUUGUGCUGUAUAGUUUUUUUCCUCUGAGAAGCUAGCCAACCUGGAGGUUCAAUAGUGUAUUUUAUAUUAGCUGUGUAUUUUGUUUUGUAUUUUUACAUCCAUUUACAUAUGAAAACAUGCUAAAGAAUAUAUUUUAGAAUGCAUAUACAUAUUUUCUGUACUUAGAGCUCCUAGUUUUAUCAACUUGUAUCACAAGUCUUGGUUGUUUUCUUGGUUCAUCACAGGGGGAGGGGCUUAUUUUCACUAUAUCUAUCCCGUCCUCCAGAUCAGUCUGCAAAUCAUAAGAAAGCACCAAAAGCUUUCACCUAUUCAAUUUCCUAUCAGUAUCAUGACUUUCACAAGUCUUUUAAGAAGCCAGAAUAUAGUUCACAUCAGUCUAUCCAUCUUACUACAAGCUAGAUAUGAUACCACAUACUCAUGUUAAUGUUACUUACAGCAACGUCUUACCAAUUACAAAAGUUAAUAUUCAGCUGUUGUGGAACAGGUAAAUAUCAGUGUGGUAAAUGGUAGCAAAUAAGCUUGGGUAAAUCUUCGGUGCAUUUCAAAGUACUUAUAUUGUGUAUAUUUUGCAUUGGUUUUAACAGUUUUGACACAACCGUUAAAUGCCACUCGUACCCAGUACUUUGAGUUCACCAUAGGGUUAUAACUAUUCAAAGUAAUAGUAGUCACUUCAUGAGAUCACAUCAUUUAGGUACUGCUAUGAGAGUCAGGGUUAUUUGAUACUGUUGAAGAGCCCUAGUCCAAAUGUAACGAGAAAAAAUAUCCUGAUGUAUCCUGCAUACUGUUGCAACAUUGCGGCUGUGUCCCCAACAAAGGCUGUCUCCAGUUAAGCCCAGAUGUGUUAGGUGCUUAACUGGUAUUUAACUGGUGCGGUUAUGCGCUUGGGAAAUGAAUCACGUGAUGGGUACUACAGAAGGUUGGAUCAGUGAACUUAAAUAUCUAAAGAUAUUUGUCAUUUGUCCUCUGGCAUUCAGUCUUAUUUGUGACACACGUUGUCACUCUACUGGUGCAAUCUGUCAUCUAUUCAUCAAGCUGCUGUACUUUUUUCUCAAGUGUUUUUUUCAAGUGUUUUUGUGGAUAUAAAGUAUAAUAAAGUGUGCAAAUGUAUUUACAUGA